Molecule: messenger RNA, 2378 nt
Organism: Schistosoma rodhaini
Lineage: Eukaryota; Metazoa; Platyhelminthes; Trematoda; Strigeidida; Schistosomatidae
Source: the annotation of a GenBank genome assembly
AACGGAACGGUUAUCCAGUGCUUCCAGGUUUUCACUGGUGUUCUAGCUUAGGUUGACUCAUGAAUUCGACUAUUAAAAUACUAAAUGAACAAUCUGUAGAAAUUUGAAUGAAUUUAACGAAUUUAUAAACCUUUUUUAGUAGAAAUAUUACCCAGGAAUUCUUGAUCCAUGGACAAAAAUAAUUGCGUAUCCAUGACGUGUCCUGAUAAUUUUCCAAUUUAUUAUUUCUUCACAAUAAAUAUCUAUUCUGUAAUAAUCAGCGUUGAAUAUUUUAAAUGUUCUCAAAUCAUUAAAAUACAGCUAAUUUCCUCUUUAACCCUGAAAUCUAGACUCUCUCAUCUCAUUAUAAUCGGGUAGUUUAGCAACAUGUUUUAACCAGACAUUUAAUAAUCAUUUUCUACAGUGUUACAUUUAUGUCACAUACCUUUAUCAUCCUCAGGUUAUAGAUUAUCCACUAUUUAUUAUUCAAGCGUAAUGACUGGUUGUUCAAGUUUAUUCGUACGUUGACUUCAAUCAUUAUAAUUACUACUUUUUCUAAUCAGACCCCCUUUUCGUUUGUUCUAACUUCUUUAUUUUUUUUCCUGUAAUUGAAUUGCAGGCAGUAAAUAAUAAUGGAAACAGAAGAAUUGGAAAAGGAAUUAAUUCAAUCAAUUCGACCUAGUUUAAAUGAAUUAUUACGAAUAUGGGAUUAUGUGGGUUAUAAUAAAUUGGAACGCUCACAACGUCUACAACAUUUUGUUAAAAAACUUGAAACUGUUCUAUGCGAAGUAAUUAAAGAAGAAAAUUCUGCACGUCUUAUAAUGGAACAAAAAAUUGAAUUAAGACGUAGAGAAAUCGCUGAUAUGUGUCAACAAUUAAGUUUGGCACCAUUCCUACCUGAACGUGGACUUACCUCCAGUGAAUUAAUGAGAUCAUUAGAUGAAAAAGCGGAAGAAUUGAUUCAACAAAAAAGUGCCCGAUGUGAACGUUAUUGUUGGUUACGAUCGAAGAUAUUACAUUUAGAUAAUUUAUUGGGUGGUGACCAACUGUCGGAUAUUGCAAAGCAUAAACUUGAUAUAGAUUUUCACACUACCUUCCCACCGAUUACAAAGUUUUUUGGACAAUCAAAUUGUAUUGAUCAAAAUAACACUGAUAAAAAUGGUCAUUCAAAUGAAUAUGAAAGUUUAGAUCCUUCAAUAAUUUCAUCUAUUCAAACCUUACCAGAUCAAACAAAUAUUGAAAAGCUCACUAAGAUUUAUGAAGAGCUACAAUCAAUUUAUACACCUUUAGCUAAUCAACAUGCUGCACUUCGUGAAGAUAUUGCUCGUGUUGCAGCUGAUAUUUUUUAUCAACCACAAUCCGAUAAAGAAGCUGAAAUUUUAACGAUUGUUGGAUUAAAACAUUUAUGCAAAAAUGGUAAUACAAUUUCAACUCCUGGUGUAGUUAGACGAGCUAAUGAUGGAAUAAAUUGUAUUAUGCCUAUAUCUACACCUAGUGAAAACUCAGAAGUCACUACAAAUGGCUUAGAUAAUAAUCAUGAUACAUAUGAACCUGUUGUAAAUAAAGAGAUACUUAGAUGGUUAACUGAUUGGCGAUUGAGAUUAGUCAAAGAGAAAGCUCGUUUAGUUGGUACGUGUGAAGAAUUGAGAGCUUAUUUGUUACAAAUGUGGAAACGAUUAGAUAAACCAGAAUCAGAACAAAAAGAAUUCUUGGAGAUGCAUUCUGGUUAUAAACCUGAAACACUGGAAGCACUUCAGGAAGAAGUUGAUCGAUGUCAACAAAUGAAAUGGGAAAAUAUGCAAACAUAUUUAAGUCGUCUUGAAAGUGAAGCACUACGAUUGGCUAGUUUAUGUUGUGUAGAUGAGAAAAUUAUUCAAUUACCAAAUGAUAGUGAUAAACAGGAUCCAGAAAUAAUAAUUAAUCAUUUAGAGACUAUAUUAGAACAAUUAAACCAAACUUAUUAUUUAUAUCGUCCCGUCUAUGAAUGUAUUGCUGUAUAUGAAUCAUCUUGGAAACAAUUAAUUGAUGUUGAAGCACGUUUAAAAGAUCCAUCAAUAUUUUCUAAUCGUGGUGGUAUUUUAUUAAAAACAGAAAAAGAGAAAAAACGUCUAUUGAAAGAAGUGGAACGUACUGAAAAAGAGGCGAUAUCAGCUAUUGAACAAUAUGAAUUAAAAAGUUCAUCACAUUUUCUUUUAUCUAAUGGUAAAACAUUUACUGAACAUAUUAAUGAUAAAUGGAAUAAUUAUAAAACAUGUAAAGAUACAUCAAAAUCACGUCGUUCAAUUGUUCCAACUACCAGUAAUAAUAGUAGUUCAACUGUCAAUAAUAAUAAUAAUUCCGGUAAUACAACACGCCCAACUUCAGCUAAUCUAACAGGAUCACCUGUAGCUAACACUUAG